AUGAAGUUUGGUGAGCAAUUGAAUAGGUCGCUAAUCAGACAGUAUAGUUACUAUUAUAUUUGUUACGAUGAUCUAAAGAACGAUUUGGAAGAAAAUCUGGGGAGAAAUAAUGGUAAUUGGAGUCAAGAGCUGGAGACUGAAUUCUUGGAAUCUUUAGAGGUUGAGUUGGAUAAAGUUUACACUUUUUGUAAAGUCAAACAUGGUGAAGUUGUAAGACGUGUAGAGGAAGCACAGGCUCAAGUUCAACAUACUGUGAGAUCUUUGGAUUCUAAUAUGCCUGCUACUGAGUUGGAUUUUGAUAUGUUGGAAGAAGAGUUGAGCGACAUCAUUGCUGAUGUGCACGAUAUUGCCAAAUUUUCCCGUUUGAACUACACUGGGUUCCAGAAAAUCAUUAAGAAGCACGAUAAGAAGACAAAGUUUAUCUUGAAACCUGUGUUCCAAAUUAGAUUGGAUGCUAAACCUUUUUUUAAGGAUAACUAUGAUGAGCUAGUGCAGAAAAUUUCUCAACUGUACGAUAUUGUGAGAACUAGAGGUAAACCUAUCAAGGGUGACUCUUCUGCAGGUGGUAAACAACAAAAUUUCGUUAGACAAACAACUAAAUACUGGGUUCACCCAGAUAAUAUCACUGAAUUGAAAUUGAUUGUACUAAAACAUUUGCCCGUUUUGGUUUUCAACGCUAAUAAGGAGUUUGAACAAGAAGAUUCUGCCAUUACUUCCAUUUACUACGAUAACGAAGAUUUGGACUUGUAUUAUGGCCGUUUGAGAAAGGAUGAAGGUGCCGAAGCUCAUAGAUUGAGAUGGUACGGUGGUAUGGGAUCUGACACAAUCUUUGUCGAGAGAAAGACCCACAGAGAGGAUUGGACUGGUGAAAAAUCCGUCAAGGCAAGAUUCGCUAUAAAGGAGCGCAACGUUAAUGACUUCACUAGUGGUAAGUUUACCGUCGAGCAAGCAUUUGCCAAGAUGCGUAAGGAAGGUAAGAAGUCUAUCAAGGAGAUUGAAAAUUUGGAAGCUUUGGCCAUCGAGAUUCAGUACACCAUGUUGAAGAAAAAACUAAGGCCUGUGGUUAGAUCGUUUUACAACAGAACUGCUUUCCAGUUGCCAGGUGACGCUAGAGUUCGUAUCUCUCUUGAUACCGAAUUGACUAUGGUCAGAGAGGACAACUUCGAUGGGUUUGAUAGAACAAAGGGUAACUGGAGAAGAACUGAUAUUGGUGUUGAUUGGCCUUUCAACCAAUUGGAUGAGAAAGACGUUUGUAGAUUCCCAUAUGCUGUUUUGGAAGUCAAAUUACAAACUCAGUUGGGUCAGGAGCCUCCGGAGUGGAUUCGUGAACUAGUGGGAUCUCACUUGGUUGAGCCAGUUCCGAAGUUCUCCAAGUUCAUUCACGGUGUCGCUACUUUGCUAAAUGACAAAGUGGAAUCAAUUCCGUUUUGGUUACCUCAAAUGGGCGUCGAUAUUAAGAAACCCGCUAUCAAAUCUAAUAUCAACAUCACUAGGCCUGAGAGAGACGACGACGACGAUGAUGAUUAUGACGACGAUGACGACGAAGAUGCUGCACUAGUCGAAGCAAUGGGCGCCACAGGUAACUCUCUCGAUAUCGAAGAGAGAGCUGGUAAUUAUGGUUCCAUCGAGAACCGCGCAGAUGCUUCUCAACAGGACAACGAAGGUAGAAGCUCCAAUGCUAAGUACUAUCAAAGAAGAAUAAACACUUCUGGCAACUCAGUGAUGAAGUGGUACUACAAGGCCCUUUACCAGCUUGAUCACUAUCUGAACGGUGACCAGAUCAGCAAAGUUCCAAAGGGUACUGUGUUCGACAGCCAGGUUGUAGCUCCACCAGGAAAGACAAUCUGUGUUCCAGUCCGCGUUGAACCAAAGGUCUACUUUGCCACUGAGAGAACCUUCCUCUCAUGGCUAUCGAUAGCUUUGAUUCUGGGUGGUGUUGCCACCACUUUGGUCACUUACGGUUCAAGAACCACUAUGAUCGUCUCAACAGGGUUCUUCAUUACAGCCCUUGCCACCAUCAUCCAUGCGAUAAUAACCUACGCUACAAGAGUGGUUAACAUAAGGCUCAAGAGAGCUGUGGAUUACGAAGAUAAAUUGGGUCCUCCAAUGAUCUGCACUUUCCUAAUGCUUUCGAUCUUCUUCUCCUUCUUCUGUAAUCUAGUAUGGUAG
This is a messenger RNA of Torulaspora delbrueckii, 2169 nucleotides long. RefSeq names its product Vtc4p (gene VTC4). Bases 1 to 2169 code for a protein of 722 amino acids. Gene Ontology annotation, cellular component: fungal-type vacuole membrane; vacuolar transporter chaperone complex. The transcript has a single exon. The record is from RefSeq and is a predicted model, not a curated record. NCBI's taxonomy places the organism in Eukaryota, Fungi, Ascomycota, Saccharomycetes, Saccharomycetales, Saccharomycetaceae. Gene Ontology annotation, biological process: vacuolar transport; polyphosphate metabolic process; microautophagy.